Messenger RNA from Astrephomene gubernaculifera, 1457 nucleotides. NCBI's taxonomy places the organism in Eukaryota, Viridiplantae, Chlorophyta, Chlorophyceae, Chlamydomonadales, Astrephomenaceae. The record is from the annotation of a GenBank genome assembly.
GAUUUCUCUAAUACUGCACACCGCAAACCGGUAAUCCCGCCGAUUUAGUUGUCUAAUCGUUGCUUCAUUGGCCAACAGACGAAGGAAUAGACCCAUUGUCCCGAUCUCGCCUUGUGUUAUGUGAGAUCAGUGUGUUGCGAACAUGGCGUUACAGCAAGUGUCUAACCAGCCAUACUCCAGCAAUCCGCAGCAACUAAAAAGUUUGCAGCCGAAGUUUGCGGAUGAGCUCCUUGCGCGUACUGAUACGCUUAUAUCGAGAAUUAGACCGACACAGCUGUCUCUCCACCGGCGAUGGGCUAUCACGGAGCAUGUGACGUCCCUUGUGAAGCGUUGCUUUGCACCGCACGAUUUGACAGCGGUGCCGUUUGGCUCAGUGCCCCUAAAGACCUACUUGCCGGACGGUGAUAUAGAUCUAUCAAUCUACAGCAGCAGCCCGCGCGCCCAGUCUCUCAAGGAGGCGCUGCGGGAUACAUGGGCCACGCAGCUGCAGCUCUGCCUAGAGGAUGAGGCCAACAACCCGAAUGCUGUAUUCCGGGUUGCCAACGUGCAAGUGAUUCAUGCAGAGGUGAAGCUUCUCAAGUGCCUGGUUGACAACAUCGUGGUGGACAUCUCCUUCUUCCAGCUGGGCGGCCUCAACACCUACAACUUCCUGGAGGACGUGGACAGGUUCGUGGACGCGUGCGUGCCGGCGCGCAAGCACCUGUUCAAGGACAGCAUCAUACUGGUCAAGGGCUGGUGCUACUACGAGAGCCGCGUGCUGGGUGCGCACCACGGCCUCAUCUCCACCUACGCGCUGGAGACGCUGGUGCUGUACGUCAUCAACCUGCACCACCGGGAGCUAACCAACCCGCUGCAGGUGUUGUACCGCUUCCUGGUGGAGUGCAGCGGCUUCGACUGGGAGCGCUACUGCCUCAGCCUGCAGGGGCCCAUCCCGCUGGCCAGCUUCCCCAACCCAACAGUCGAAACGCCCGAGCCGCUCCUCCAACGCGAGCCGCUGCUCACCGAGCCCUUCAUGACCCGCGCCUACCAGCGCUACACCGCUCCGCAGCUGGCGGCAGCGGGAGGCGAGCUGAAGCCCUUUGCCAUCCGGCAGCUGAAUGUGAUGGAUCCCAUCCUGCCCAACAACAACCUGGGGAGGUCCGUGUCCAAGGCGUCGUACCUGCGCAUCCGCAGGGCCUUCGAGCAUGGGGCGCGCAUGCUGGCGGAUAUCGCAGAGCAGGCCAAGGAGCUGGGUCCCUUCAUCGGCGCCAAGGGCUUUGACAACUUCUUCGGCAAAGUCUGGAACGCCCAGCGCCACAAGAAGCAGCACCUGGGGGCUCCAGGGCCGCCCGGGGAGCCGCAUGUCAACGGCGGAGGCGGCGGCCCGCCGCCCAGCCUGCACCACCCAGUGGCUGUACGGCCCCUGCCGCAGCCCUUCCCGCACAUGCCCGCGCCGCCGUUGCCGAGCACCUCCGCAC